UCCCCAAAGGAAGUGCCCGCGCCAGGCCGCCUCGAGGGCGCACCCCGCUACUGCCCUAGCCUGAUGCCCGCCGUCGGUACCCUCCUCGCCCUCGGCUUGCAGAACCAGCCGGCGCCGUGGACUUCUCUGGUCCCUAAUCCUCACGACCGCCAGCCCUGGACUGACAAACACCCAGAUACGUUGACCUUCGGCCUCUGCCUGCAGACCUUCCCGCUGAAGGCCAUCACGGCUUUCAUGGACCACAAGAAGCAGGGCUGUCAGCCCUCGAGAGGCCCCAGCCCUUGCCCGGACUCAGAACUUGAGGACCUGAAGGCUUUGACUUGCCUCCGCUGUGGCCGACAGUUCACAGAGGCCUGGAAAUUGCUGCGCCAUGCCCAGUGGGACCAUGGACUGUCCAUCUACCAGACGGAAUCCGAGGCCCCAGAGACUCCGCUGCUGGGCCUGGCAGAGGUGGCUGCAGCCAUGUCAGCAGUGGUGGGGCAGGAAGUGGAGGCCAAGGGCUCCCAGGCGAACAGCCUCCCCCGGCGGAGCCCCACCUGCUCUGUGUGCAUGAAGACCCUCAGCUCCUUCAGCAACCUCAAGGUGCACAUGCGCUCGCACACGGGCGAGCGGCCCUACGCCUGUGACCAGUGUUCUUACGCCUGUGCCCAGAGCAGCAAGCUCAACCGCCACAAGAAGACCCACCAGCAGCUGCAGCCUCAGAUCCCCGACACUGCCAAGGCCAGCCAGCAACAGGCCUCAGCUGCCCCUCCGGAGCCAGCCGCCCAUGCCGCUGCCCCAGCCAGGACUCUCCUGUGCAGCCGUGAAGGGGCUGGAGCUGCCGACACAGCGGGCGUGCAGGAACCUGGGGCUCCAGGUGGUGGAGCUCAGGCUGGUCCUGGUGGGGAUGGUUGCGGUGUCGCCAUCAAGAAAGAGAGAAUCAACUCUGCCCAGAUCCCAGAGAAGUUGCCUAAGAAGACUCCAAAGACAGUGGGCAAGAGCCAUGGGCCCGGGGGCAGCUGUGAGUUCUGUGGGAAACGUUUCACCUGCAGCAGCAACCUGACUGUGCACCGGCGCUCACACACCGGGGAGCGGCCCUAUACCUGCGAGCUCUGCCCCUAUGCCUGUGCCCAGAGCAGCAAGCUGAACCGCCACCGCCGCAUGCACGGUCUGGGGCCUGGCGGGGCCCGCUUUGAGUGCCCCCACUGCCGCGUGCCCUUCGGCCUGCGGGCCACCCUGGACAAACACCUGCGGCAGAAGCACCCCCAAGCAGGCGGGGAGGCCUGAGUGGCAGGAAUGCCCUUCCCCCCUGCCGUUCCUGGUACCACUGCUCAUGUAUCUGUUGAUCAUGUCCUACUGUGAAUAAAUCCUCCCUCCCUCCCUCUGGUUA
Myotis brandtii (Brandt's bat) is the source of this 1369-nucleotide messenger RNA. RefSeq names its product zinc finger protein 296 (gene ZNF296). Gene Ontology annotation, biological process: negative regulation of dendrite development; regulation of transcription by RNA polymerase II. The record is from RefSeq and is a predicted model, not a curated record. Gene Ontology annotation, molecular function: RNA polymerase II cis-regulatory region sequence-specific DNA binding; DNA-binding transcription factor activity. Gene Ontology annotation, cellular component: nucleus. NCBI's taxonomy places the organism in Eukaryota, Metazoa, Chordata, Mammalia, Chiroptera, Vespertilionidae. The transcript is spliced from 3 exons. The coding region runs from base 64 to 1266 and encodes 400 amino acids.